Messenger RNA from Populus nigra (black poplar), 513 nucleotides. RefSeq names its product cytochrome P450 71D10-like. The annotation marks the transcript as partial. The transcript has a single exon. NCBI's taxonomy places the organism in Eukaryota, Viridiplantae, Streptophyta, Magnoliopsida, Malpighiales, Salicaceae. The record is from RefSeq and is a predicted model, not a curated record. Gene Ontology annotation, molecular function: monooxygenase activity; oxidoreductase activity, acting on paired donors, with incorporation or reduction of molecular oxygen; heme binding.
UUAUACGUGAAUGAUCUUGGAACUAUUCCUGACGAAACAAGCCUUCAUGAUCUAAAAUUCUUGAAGUUAAUUAUCAAAGAAACUCUAAGAUUACAUCCUCCUGCGCCAUUGAUUCCAAGAGAGUGUAGGAAGAGAUGUCAUGUUAAUGGAUACGACAUUCACGUCAAAGGUAAAGUAUUGAUUAAUGCAUGGGCAAUUGGAAGAGAUCCCAGUUAUUGGAAUGAACCUGAGAGAUUCUAUCCAGAGAGAUUCAUCAAUGUUUCGACUGAUUUUAAGGGUAGCGACUUUGAAUUCAUCCCAUUUGGUGCUGGAAAGAGGAUGCGCACUGGCAUGUUGUUUGCUAUAGCCAACAUUGAGUUUCCACUUGCGCAGAUGUUAUUCCAUUUUGACUGGAAACCUGUUGAUGGAUUGAAGCCUGAAAAUCUUGACAUGACUGAGUCUUUUGGUGGCGCACCUAAAAGAAAACGAGAUCUUAAGUUAAUUCCCAUUUCAUAUCGUUCACUCGUGGGAUAA